AUGGUACCAAAAAAUUACCAAUUUUUUGUACACAGUAGACGAUGGUCCCUUGAAAAAUUCUCCUUUUUUCCAGUUCAACAACGUGUACGUCCAACUCGCCCAACCGCUACAACACCCAUCUUUGGAGGUUCUGACUCUAAUAACAUUCAUCAAACAGUGAAUCAAAGCGAAUAUGCUCCAAAACGUUCAGAAAGAGCUGAGGCUGUUAGGUCAAAAACUUCAGACCUUUGGAAGAAUGUAAACGGUACAUCGCUUGAAAAAAGUGGAGUUAAUGCAGAAUAUGGGAAAGGAGGAGGGAGAGGUGAAAGGCCAGUAGCUGCACGCCCUCGUGAAUCAAACAUCCUUCGUGGGGAAGGUCCAUUUCAUGUGGAAACAAAUCAGCGUUCUGAAUAUGGACCUAAACGAGGGGAGAGAUUUGAGGCUAAACGACCUGUUGAAUCCGAGAUUUGGAAGAAUGAAGGCCCAAAUGAACAUACAACAGUGAAUAGAAGUGAGUAUAAGGGAGGCCGUGGAGAUCGCUUUGAGGCUAAACGACCAGUUGAAAAUGAGAUUUGGAAGAAUGAAGGCCCAAAUGAACAUACAACUGUAAAUCGAAGUGAAUAUAAGGGAGGCCGUGGGGAAAGAUUUGAAAUGCGAAAACCUCCAGAUUCUGAUAUUCUACGUGUUCAAGGACCCUUCGAAUCCCUAAGUGUUGCACACAGUGAAUAUGCUCAAAGAGGCCCAGGGGAACGCUUUGAAAGCCGAAAACAAGGAGAAAAUGAAGAAAUUUGGCGUAAUGAAGGAAGAAUGGCUGCUGAAGGUUCUGUCAGCAAAAAUGAUUAUCAACAUGAAAAAGGAAAGAGGGGUGAUCGACAUCCAAUGCAUCGUCCAAAGGAUACGGAACUUUUUGAUCGUAGCGGCAAAAUUGGAGAAGAAAGAACAGUUAAUGCUACCGAAUAUUCGCAUACCCGUGGAGAGCGUGCUGAACGAAAAGUGCCACAACCUUCAGGAAUAUUUCAACCACCUCCAGGAUCAGAAUUUGCUCCAGAAAGUACUGUCACUCGAGAGCAUUAUGGUCACAAAGAAUUGGUAGAGAGAGCCCAUCCAGUGCCCCGACGGUCAGAGUUUGUGUUGGCAGGGCCGGAAGAAUCCUUCAAUAAAUCCACCAAUUACAACGACAAUUUCCAACAAAUUCCUUCGGAUACUUAUGCUUCCCGCCCUGCGGCAGUACGCCCAUCUACAGCAUUAAAAUUGCAGGGUGAUAGAGAAUUUAAGAGUGGAUAUGGGUCAGAAUUUACAAAUAAAUUAGCUGGGCCGUGUCCAGCUGGGGAAUUGGUGGAAACUUUGAAAGGCCAUGCAUGCAAAUCUGAGGACAAAAAUGGAAGUCAUACGGAUACAAACAACUUCCACUUCCAUUCAGUAAAUAAAGGCCAUCAUAUGUAUAGAUCAAAGGAAAAUUUGGCUGAGGCUUGA
Molecule: messenger RNA, 1452 nt
Organism: Meloidogyne enterolobii
Lineage: Eukaryota; Metazoa; Nematoda; Chromadorea; Rhabditida; Meloidogynidae
Source: the annotation of a GenBank genome assembly